This is a messenger RNA of Lolium rigidum, 1234 nucleotides long. RefSeq names its product COMPASS-like H3K4 histone methylase component WDR5A. Gene Ontology annotation, molecular function: protein binding. Lineage: Eukaryota; Viridiplantae; Streptophyta; Magnoliopsida; Poales; Poaceae. Bases 1 to 975 code for a protein of 324 amino acids. The record is from RefSeq and is a predicted model, not a curated record. The transcript has 2 exons.
AUGGCGGCGCCGGCAGCAGACGAGGCCCCGGCGGCCUCCCCGGGGUACGCGCUGCGCGCGACGCUCACGGGCCACCGCCGCGCCGUCUCCGCCGUCAAGUUCUCCCCGGACGGCCGCCUCCUGGCCUCCGCGUCCGCCGACAAGCUGCUCCGCGUCUGGUCCGCCGCCGACCUCUCCCUCUCCGCGGAGCUGGCCGGGCACGACGAGGGCGUCUCCGACCUCUCCUUCUCCCCCGACGGCCGCCUGCUCGCCUCCGCCUCCGACGACCGCACCGUGCGCAUCUGGGACCUGGGCGCCGGCGGCGGCGCGCGCCUCGUCAAGACGCUGCACGGCCACACCAACUACGCCUUCUGCGUCGCCUUCAGCCCGCACGGCAACGUGCUCGCCUCGGGCUCCUUCGACGAGACCGUCCGCGUCUGGGAGGUCCGCUCCGGCCGCAGCCUCCGCGUGCUCCCCGCGCACUCGGAGCCCGUCACCGCCGUCGAUUUCGACCGGGACGGGACCAUGAUCGUGUCCGGGAGCUACGACGGGCUAUGCCGCAUCUGGGACGCCGCCACGGGACACUGCGUCAAGACCCUCAUUGAUGACGAGAGCCCGCCCGUGUCCUUCUCCAAGUUCUCCCCCAACGGCAAGUUCGUGCUUGCCUCCACCCUUGAUAGCACCCUGAGGCUUUGGAAUUUCAAUGCUGGAAAGUUUUUGAAGACGUAUACUGGCCAUGUGAACACAAAAUACUGCAUUCCGGCAGCAUUUUCUGUCACCAAUGGCAAGUACAUUGUCAGUGGCUCGGAAGACAAGUGUGUCUACAUGUGGGAUCUUCAAUCAAGAAAGAUUGUGCAGAAGCUGGAAGGACAUACUGACACGGUCAUUGCUGUGUCAUGCCACCCUAAGGAGAACAUGAUCGCAUCGGGAGCGCUUGACAGCGACAAGACGGUGAAAGUCUGGGUUCAAAAGGAUGACAGCCAACAAGAUGCCUAAGCAAACCUCAUUUUCUUAGUUGUCAUGUAACCCGAGUGAUGAUGGUAGCCAUGUAAGCUCCUUAGCUUCCCGAGUAAGUAAGAUUGCUGCAGUGGAGAAUGCAAUGCUAUGUGCUGUGUAUUUUUGUGCUGUGUUGCCUGCUUCACUGCUGGGCUAUUGGUAGUAGACUUAACCGAUCCGAAGAUGUUCUCGGAAUGGUUGAAGGCUGGACAGAAACAUUGCUUGAACUUUUUUUAACUGAAGAAAAUUAAUGCUUCAA